This is a messenger RNA of Oikopleura dioica, 1107 nucleotides long. NCBI's taxonomy places the organism in Eukaryota, Metazoa, Chordata, Appendicularia, Copelata, Oikopleuridae. The record is from the annotation of a GenBank genome assembly.
AUGGUUAUUUUUCAGGUUUUACUGAUUUUUCAGGGUAUUCUUAAAAUCGAUUCAAGUAAAGAUGCCGAUGAGCCUUGCCCCGACGCCGAAAUACAAGUGGAAUGUGUCGGACUGUGCAGAGUCGAAUACAAUCGCUGUCGUCUUUUGUGCGAGACAGAAUAUUGCCAGUCGAUUUGCGACCGAGAAUAUCAAAACUGCCGCGACUAUUGUCCCUGUGGAGAGAAGUGCAAAGAGGGAUGUGUCAACUGCGAACAUCCAAUGUGUCCGGUUACGAACAUGGCUUUGGACGGAAACGCUGGACAGCGAUUCUUCGCGCUCUAUCGCCGACCAGACUCUCAAUCGAUCUCACUCAGCUUUGCCGAUCCAGAAAGGUGCAAGUUCUUUUCACAAUCUGAUGAUUUCGAAUGCGUACCUGGCGAAUGGAACACUUUCAAACUUGAGCAGCGACAAGACGAAAACGACCCAACCCUUACCAACAUCGUCGUCAGCAUCGAUGAUGACAUCGUCGCUGAACGAGUUGUUGCGACCCAUCGAGUAUUGAAAGGAGACGAAUUGAAUGUUUUCGCUUCGAAUAGUUGGAACGACGCUGCGAAAGACUACUCAAUUCGGAAUUUCUUCUACCAAACCUUUGACGAAAUCGAAUACGAACAAUGCGUCGCUGUUGAUCCCUGUGAUGGCAAGACUGACUGUAUCACCUUUGUCGGCUCCUGCGAGAUGAAUCCUAGCUUCAACAACAAAUGCGGAACAGUCACUGCUGAAAUCAACAGCGUCGUCAGCGCCGAAGUCAAGUGCUCUCACGACAUGGACAUAGACAAUCAAAACUACACAAACAUUCUCCAGAUGACCUCGGACAAUAAAGACGGAAAUCCCGGACAGCGAUUCUUCAUGCUUAACCGUCACAAAAAGAACCAUCAGCUGGAGUUGUGCGUCGAUGAUCCUUCAACGGACAAGUGGAGGGCGAGGAGCGGCUUCUUCGAUUGCGUUCCUGGCGUGUGGCAGACCUGGCGAUUUGAGCGAAGACAAAAUUCAAACGACCCAAAUUUGACUGAUCUAUCCAUGUUUCUCGAUGACGUUAAAAUUUUUUUCGAACACUGUUCCCACCGAUGA